This is a messenger RNA of Sphaeroforma arctica JP610, 1906 nucleotides long. RefSeq lists its product as hypothetical. Gene Ontology annotation, cellular component: NuA4 histone acetyltransferase complex. Bases 64 to 432 code for a protein of 122 amino acids. The record is from RefSeq and is a predicted model, not a curated record. Lineage: Eukaryota; Ichthyosporea; Ichthyophonida. The transcript has 5 exons.
CACACUUCUGUACGCCUGAUAUAAUCUGGCCGUCUGUCGAUAGGAUACUACGGCACAUACAUUAUGACUGGCCCAGAUCCCAAGCAAGAGCUAGAAGAGCUUUUGUCUCGUCAGCACCAAAUAGAAGACACCCUCACCAACCUAGAGCGGCAGAUCUAUGAGUACGAAGGAAGCUACCUGGAGGAAACGCAGGUGUACGGCAAUCUGUUCCGUGGGUUCGACGGCUUUGCAAGCACUGCUACAGUGAGUGAACAGAAGUCGGGACAGAUCCGCAAGUGCAAGAGCUCUGAUCGUCUUUUCUCGCGCUCUUCAUGCACCUCUAAUUCGGCGUUGGAGAGUGUGAAUGCUAGUGACACUCAGCGUAACAGCAAUAAAAAAGGGGAUGUCGUCAGUAAAAGCAAAAAAUCGGGCCAAAAGCGAUCGCACGCCUAAAAAUUACAGCUUCUGGUCUGCAAAGGCGGCACCGCGCAUGUGAAGCCAAACUGAUGAGUGUCGAGUUUCAAAAGGAGCUCCAUCAAAAUUCUAUUAAGAUGCGUAUAGAGCAUGCGAUCAUAAUAUGUUCUGAUUGGUCAUAAUCGGGAGGGUUUCAGCGCAGUCGGCUGUGGAUGCGAAUGAAACUCUUUCUAUUCAGCUGAGUGCGCAACCCAAGCGCUGAGUUGACAGCAAAUGUUGUAUCGACAUUCAGCAAUGAGAAUGGCUGCACGGACGCACCUGUCACUUGUUGAUUGGAUACUGGGUGUGGAUGAAUUCGUUUACCGAAGGCUCGCAAUAUAGUGCCCUGAACGUAAACCGAAUUUAGUUCGCUCUCGGUACGGCUAGAGCUGGUGAAUGAAGCACCUAGUCUUGGCAUUCAAAGCGGAUCUUCCGGUCGAUUACAGUGCGCAUAUGACGUAUGACGACUAUAUAUCGAAUACCCUGAGAGUUGAUCGUCCAAGAACGACCUCUAAUCCGCAGAUCUUACUGCGUAACUAUACGAAGCGGUUAAUGCGGACCAGAUGACUUUUGAAGAUGUCUGGAAUUCCCCUUAUUGGCGUGGUAAGGUCGGUGUACAUUCAAGGGCCGGAGCUUUUUCGGGCGGUGUAGUGAUAUACUACUAUGGCGGGAGUGGUUCGGCGUCGCUCAUGAAUGAUAAUCUGUGGACUCGCAGGUAUUUCGAGAUAGGAAUUCAAAAUUCAAUGUCGGCGUAUAUAUUCUCUAUCAAUUCUACGGCUAGCAAAACAAGACCGAUAUGCAUGAUACCAGCGUUGUAUAUAAUUUAUUAUGAGAUGUAAGGGUUUUAAAACCCAAAUCAGAAAUGAUAGUCCCCCGAGUUAUACCACUAUGUUCACCCGCGUCCAACAUGUUCGACGAUAGCCUCCGCCCGCUCAGAAACUAACCACGUAUUGGAAGGACGUGCGAGUCGCGACGGCAAUAAAAUCCUAUUCCGGCCAUGUCAGCCGUAGUUUUGACAAGCAGAUUUUCCGUUGUGGUGUUCUCUGGGUGUCUGUUUCCGUGGGGUAGUAAUCAAUACUCUGCGACCUACGUCACCCCUCGGCACAUGGGCUGCAGAGUGAAUCUACCUAUGACUCGCAGUCGCUUCUCAGUGGACAGGUUGAGACUUUGCUCCAGCCAGUAGUGUAGUAUCGUGGCUGCUAUCGAGAGCCCGAAUAAGAAGGCCGCCAGCUUAUUCCAUUUGCCUCGGUACUUGUAUGGUCCAGCCAAAUAAAUAUCCUCGACUGAGUGACGCCUGACAUAUGGCUCAUACUUCAUAUGUCGGACAUUUGGGAAACGAUCUACCAUAACAGCUUCAUUGAUUUGAUACUAUACACUGCACUAUCCAUCCUUAAAAGUAUAAGCACCUUCAACGGUAUACCAGAAUAUCCUAGAAAUACCUCAGAUAAUGAAGGAAUCGCAUUUUUGCCCGCCC